CAACAAUAUAAAUACACACACACAACCAAAUCUCAUCGAAAACCCUCACGUUCUUCGUCUCUAUCGCUCUCUAAAUUCUCAGAGAUCCUUUCUACGAAUCAAUUCAUCAGAUUGUCGAUAGUGUAAGAAUUCGGUUGGAAAUAGCGUUCUUCAUCGGCGACUGGAUUUGGUAAAUGGAAAUAUCGAUGAAGAAAUGUAUGAGAGAUUGAGAAAAAGGAUGCCGGAAUUAGCGCAUGAUUGUCAAUUCAGUGGCGGCGAUACGACAACGUCAUAUGGAUCAGUUUCGUCCACUGGCUUUUGGUCUAAGCAUCGGGAUGAUGUUAGCUACAAUCAGCUUCAGAAGUUCUGGAGUGAACUAUCACUGCAAGCUAGGCAGGACCUCUUGAGGAUAGACAAGCAAACUCUUUUUGAACAAGCUCGAAAGAACAUGUACUGUUCCAGAUGCAAUGGGUUACUUCUAGAAGGUUUUUUGCAGAUCAUCAUGUAUGGAAAGUCAUUGCAGCAAGAGGGAACAAUUAAUCAGAAUAAACUUGGAACCUCAAAAUGUCAAACUGGUGAUGAUGUCUGCUUGACAACUGGGCGUAAUGAUGAUGUUCAAGAUCCAUCUGUCCACCCAUGGGGAGGUUUAACCACUACUAGAGAUGGAACACUCACCCUCUUGGACUGCUAUAUUUAUUCAAAAUACUUAAAGGGUCUUCAAAAUGUGUUUGAUAGUGCAAGAGCAAGAGAGAGGGAGCGGGAAUUACUUUAUCCUGAUGCGUGUGGAGGUGGAGGUCGUGGAUGGAUUAGUCAAGGGAUGGUGGGGUAUGGCAGAGGUCAUGGGACCCGGGAAACCUGUGCUUUGCAUACUGCAAGACUUUCUGUUGACACUUUGGUUGACUUUUGGUCUGCACUUGGAGAAGAGACACGCUAUUCUCUUUUAAGAAUGAAGGAAGAAGAUUUUAUGGAAAGACUAAUGUAUAGGUUUGACAGCAAGAGAUUUUGUAGAGAUUGCCGAAAGAAUGUAAUCCGUGAGUUUAAGGAGUUAAAAGAACUUAAACGCAUGAGAAGAGAAGCUCGUUGCACAAGCUGGUUUUGUGUGGCUGAUACAAGCUUCCAAUAUGAGGUAACUCUUGACACAAUCCAAGCCGAUUGGCGUCAAAACUACGCAGAUUCUACAGGAAUAUACGAGCACUACGAAUGGGCGGUUGGGACUGGCGAGGGCAAAUCAGACAUUUUAGAGUUUGAAAAUGUUGGCUCAAAUUCAAGGGUUAAAGUGAAUGGUCUAGAUUUAACCGGUUUAAAUGCGUGCUAUAUCACUCUAAGAGCAUGGAGAACAGAUGGACGAUGCAAUGAAGUUUCGGUCAAAGCCCAUGCUUUGAAGGGUCAACAUUGUGUCCAUGGAAGACUUGUUGUUGGUGAUGGCUUUGUUACAAUCACAAGAGGAGAAAGCAUUAGAAGGUUCUUUGAACAUGCAGAAGAAGCUGAGGAAGAAGAGGAUGAUGAUUCCAUGGACAAGGAUGGAAAUGAGCUAGAUGGUGAAUGCUCACGUCCCCAAAAACAUGCGAAGAGUCCAGAACUUGCUCGGGAGUUUCUUUUGGAUGCUGCAACAGUUAUUUUUAAAGAACAGGUUGAAAAGGCUUUUAGAGAAGGGACUGCACGUCAAAAUGCACAUAGCAUGUUUGUAUCACUUGCACUUAAAUUGUUGGAAGAACGAGUAAUGGUGGCAUGCAAAGACAUCAUCACUUUGGAAAAACAGUUUAAACUCCUUGAAGAAGAAGAGAAGGAAAAGCGUGAUGAGGAAGAACGAAGGGAGAGAAGACGGGUUAAGGAAAAGGAAAAAAAACUUCGUAGGAAAGAGAGACUCAGAAGUAAAGAAAAAGAAAAAGAGAAAAAAUGUUGUCAAAGUCAAAGUCAAAGUCAACCUGGUCAAACUCCUGCUUCUGAUGAGAAUAAGGAAUUGACAAGUGUCAACGAUGAUGUCAGUGAAGAACAUGAACAUGAACAUGAACAUGAACAAGAAGAAGAUACUCAGUUGGCAAUGCCCGCAUCCGAAGAUUAUACACCCGAGGAGCAAAUAUUAGAUUAUGACGACAAUGAAAAUUCCAAUUCCAAUUCCGAAUUCAGCUAUGGGAAAGAAGGGAAUGGAAUGUGUGGGAGUGAUUCCAAACAACCGCGAAGGAGAUUGAAACCAUGGAAAGAUUACCAAAUUGAUCAAUCGUCAAAGUGGUCCGAGAGACGGCGGUUUGAAAGCGGGCCCAUGGUCAAACCCGGUCAACGGUUUCACAGUGAUAAUUUCAAUGGUGGAGUAAAUAAGCCCGUAAGAAGGGUGAAUGGAUCGAGGUACAAUGAGAGAUUCAAUUGUUGUCAUAAUCGGAUUUGUAAUUGUUACCAACACAAUGAUUAUAGACCCAAAGUCGGAAAGCCGGAAUCUGAUUCCGAUGUCUCGAAACCGUAUUUCCGUGGAAACAAGUACAAUAAUCAAAUGGAAUACGGAAGACCUAAAAGUAAAAUCGCCAACGGAAUCAAUGGUUCACCAUAUACAAAGAAAGUAUGGGAGCCCAGAAGCAAUCCUGAUUCCGAUGAUGUUACUGUUUCCGUAAGCGAAUCCGUCAAGGUUAUUAAUUCUUCAUCAGAUGAUUCCAAGGAAUUAAAAACUAACGUUGAGGAUAACGAUCCCAAGGAAUCAAAAACCGAAGCUGAAGCCAAAGAAAUAGUGGAGAACGAGGCUGAUUCGGUAAGUGGGGCGACGGAUCUGUCGACGUGCGGAAUCAGCAAUUCCAAUUCCGAUAGCUGUUCGUCGUGUCUAAGCGAAGGAGACGGAAACACUUCGUUUUCCUCAAACCCCCAGAAUCCGGAAUCCUCAUCGACAUCGGAUUCGGAAUACGCGAGCCAUCAAUCCGAAGUAAUCAAAGAAACCAUAAUCUCGGAGGAAUUACCAUCAAAAGCAUCGGAAAGUUGCGAAACCGGAAAGAGAAACGAUGUUACAACCUCUCACCAACAUGGGAAUGUGAUUCCGCCGCCUUUACAAGCUCCAAGCCUACACUUUCCGGUGUUUCAAGCUCCUUCCAUGGGGUAUUACCAUCAAACCCCGGUUCCUUGGACCACAGCCAUGCCAUUACCACAUCCAAACCACUAUCUGUUCACUAGGCCUUUUGGGUAUAAUUUGAAUGGGAAUUCACGAUUCCUUCCGUAUGGCGGAAUCCAACCGUUAACUCCACCAUUACUUAACCCGGGUCAGAUUCCAAUCUACCAACCGAUUCCACCGACCAACGGAAUUAAAGACCACAACACCAGGGUCGUGCCGGUUAUGCAAAAUGAGAACUCCGAGAAGACACACAAAGGAAUCUCACCGGGUGCCGGAGGGCAAAAUGGGAAUUUGGAGAGAACGGAGAAGGGUAAUACGGGGUUUUCACUAUUUCAUUUUGGUGGGCCCGUGGAUGUGUCGAAUGGGUUUGGAGCAAGAGAAGAGAUUGAUGUGAAUGUGAAUGUUUGUUCGGGAGAGAAGGAAGUGGAAGAAUAUAACUUAUUUGCAGCAAGCAACGGGAUAAAGUUUUCCUUCUUCUGA
Messenger RNA from Lactuca saligna, 3547 nucleotides. The record is from the annotation of a GenBank genome assembly. NCBI's taxonomy places the organism in Eukaryota, Viridiplantae, Streptophyta, Magnoliopsida, Asterales, Asteraceae.